Messenger RNA from Engraulis encrasicolus (European anchovy), 2395 nucleotides. RefSeq names its product SKI family transcriptional corepressor 1a (gene skor1a). The transcript has 8 exons. The coding region runs from base 50 to 2347 and encodes 765 amino acids. NCBI's taxonomy places the organism in Eukaryota, Metazoa, Chordata, Actinopteri, Clupeiformes, Engraulidae. Gene Ontology annotation, molecular function: SMAD binding; RNA polymerase II cis-regulatory region sequence-specific DNA binding; DNA-binding transcription factor activity, RNA polymerase II-specific. Gene Ontology annotation, cellular component: nucleus; transcription regulator complex. The record is from RefSeq and is a predicted model, not a curated record. Gene Ontology annotation, biological process: negative regulation of BMP signaling pathway; negative regulation of transcription by RNA polymerase II.
UGUCCAUAUUCUUAUAGAAUUCUAUUUUUCUGCAAUUAGAUCUCCAGGAAUGGAGCCGAUACCCAGCCAGCUACCAGUGGGACGAGACACCAGCUCAUCCCCAAACUCCAAGCAGGAGCUGCAGCCCUACUCCGGCUCCAGCUCCCUCAAGCCCAACCAAGUCAGUGAGACUGCAUUAUACGGAGUGCCUAUAGUUUCCUUGGUCAUAGACGGGCAAGAAAGGCUUUGUCUGGCUCAGAUAUCCAACACAUUGUUGAAGAACUACAGCUAUAACGAGAUCCACAACCGUCGUGUGGCCCUCGGGAUCACCUGCGUGCAGUGCACUCCAGUGCAGCUGGAGAUUCUGAGGCGCGCGGGUGCCAUGCCAAUCUCGUCCAGGCGCUGCGGGAUGAUCACCAAGCGCGAGGCCGAGAGGCUCUGCAAGUCCUUUCUCGGGGCCCACGCCCCUCCGAAAUUGCCCGAAAAUUUCGCCUUUGACGUCUCUCACGAGUGCGCGUGGGGAAGCAGGGGCAGUUUCAUCCCCGCUAGGUAUAACAGUUCCAGAGCUAAGUGCAUCAAAUGCACCUAUUGCAAUAUGUAUUUUUCUCCCAACAAAUUUAUCUUUCACUCGCACCGCACGCCUGAAUCGAAAUACACACAGCCAGACGCAGCAAACUUUAAUUCGUGGAGACGCCACCUGAAACUCACUGACAAGAGCUCGUCGGAUGAUGUGAGUCAUGCCUGGGAGGAUGUAAAGGCCAUGUUUAACGGCGGGAGCAGGAAAAGGACGAUGCCAAUGAGUAGCUCUGAAAUGUCCUCUUCUCAUAAGAGCCAGGCCUCCAGUAACAUAACCCAGGCCAACUCCCAAGAGGUCCCCCAUAAAACAAUGCGCUGUGAAGACGACCGCGCCAGCCUGGCUUUGUCCAAUAGCGUGCGCAACUAUCCUGUCAUCCCCGUGCCGAGCAAAGGCUUCGGCGUUCUACAAAAGAUCCCACCGCCCAUCUUUCCACACCCGUAUGGAUUCCCUGCGUUUGGAUUGUGUAACAAGAAAGACGACGGGGUGUCAGACCAGGCCAAGACUAAUGUGCCGGGUGUCUUUUGGCCGGGCGUGAAGGAUAACCUUUACCCAUCUUUCCCCAUGUUUUGGCCGACGGCAGCCACGCUGCCCAUGUCAACAUACCCCCAGGCGCAGCCAAAACCCCACGCAGACAUUAUUAGCUCGCGACAAAACGAGGCCGAACUCUCCGACCAAAAUGAUCGAGGGUCAAUCACCCCCAAAGAUAAACUCUAUGAUAGCGAGCGCUGCUCCAGUUCCCAGUCCACGAGGAACGAUGAAGACAAGUCUGGGGAUGAGGCCAGGUCAACUGAGGGGCAGCCCAGCACGCCUCGAAAGGUGAGCUACAUAUCUGCUUUCAGACCAGUUGUGAAAGACGCGGAGAGCAUAGCCAAGCUGUACGGCAACAGGGAGGUCUAUACAGGGGCUCGUUCAGGUUACCUAUCGCCUGACUUUGUCAGCGAAAGUUCCAGUUACCGGUCCGUCUCUCCAGACGCAGACAGUGGAGAGGACCCGGAUGUUGACGUGGAGUCGAAUAAAUUACCAGAAGAUGAAGAGUCAAUUCAACUUUCUGUGGAAGAUCAUCACAGUCCCCCGGGGCGGAUCCUGUCUGAGACCAAUCCUGAUGAAAGUCAAGAUUCGGAGACUAGACCAACACAGCAACCGGAUGAUCCCCAGAGAGCCGUGUUCAGUGAGGCAGUGUCAUCUGAUGACGAGCGGCUGAGCAAGCACGUGUCGGAGAGUAAAGAUGCUGCAACCUACGGAGUGUAUUCCCAUGAAAAGGAUGGGCACGUGCUGCCGUCUGUCACAUCUAAUCUAGUCCCCAAAUAUCCCCCAAGUCCACUGGCAACCACCGAUUCACUAAAACAAAGCGUUAUUCAAACGGAGGACGAAUCUGAUUUGCACAAAACGUAUGAUGUAUCCAAGGACAGCUCGAGUGAUGAGGCGAUGCGCGAUGAGGUGCCCAGAGCCAGCAAAGGCAUCGAAAACAUGGCGAAAGAGGAGCUGCAGAAACAGCUUGUGGAGCAGGUGGAGCUCAGGAAGAAGCUGGAGAGAGAGUUUCAGCAUUUAAAAGAUAAUUUCCAGGAUCAGAUGAAGAGAGAGCUGUCCUACCGAGAGGAGAUGGUUCAGCAACUCCAAAUUGUUCGGGACACUUUGUGCAACGAGUUGGACCAAGAAAGAAAAGCUCGUUAUGCAAUCCAACAGAAGCUGAAAGAAGCUCACGACGCGCUACACCACUUCUCCUGCAAGAUGCUCACCCCUCGCCACUGCACUGGCACCUGCACCUUCAAGCCUCCCCUUCUGCCUCCCUAGCUCAACACACACACACACACACACACACACACACACACACACACACAC